GGGGACGGCGGGGCGCCCCGGAGGGCGGCGGGCGGGCGCCCAGGAGAUGCGGAGCCGCCGCGGCGGCGGCGGGAUCGGCGCGACAGGACCGUCCCCUCCGAGGAUCACCAUGGAGCCCUUCUGUCCGCUCCUGCUGGCCGGUGUUAGCUUGCCCCUUGCCAAGGCUCUCACGGAAAACAAGACCACCACAGCACAGAGCAACUGGACCUCCACGACCCCAGGCCCCCCAGCCCCCGGCGCGCCCCAGCCCCUGCUGGCCUGGCUGCUGCUGCCGCUGCUGCUGUGCCUCCUCCUUCUGCUCCUCGCCGCCUACUUCUUCAGGUUCAGGAAGCAGAGGAAGGCGGUGGUCAGCGCCAACGACAAGAAGAUGCCCAACGGAAUCCUCGAGGAGCAAGAGCAGCAGAGAGUGACGCUUCUCAGCAGGUCCCCCUCGGGGCCCAAGAAGUACUUCCCCAUCCCCGUGGGGCACCUGGAGGAGGAGAUCCGCGUCCGAUCGGCAGAUGACUGCAAGAGGUUUCGGGAGGAGUUCAAUUCGUUGCCGUCUGGACACGUACAAGGAGCUUUUGAACUGGCCAAUAAAGAAGAAAACAGAGAGAAAAACAGAUAUCCCAACAUUCUUCCCAAUGAUCAUUCCAGGGUGAUUUUAAGCCAAGUGGAUGGAACCCCGUAUUCAGACUACAUCAAUGCUUCGUAUAUAGAUGGUUAUAAGGAGAAGAAUAAGUUCAUAGCAGCUCAAGGCCCUAAACAGGAGACAGUCAAUGACUUCUGGAGAAUGAUCUGGGAACAGAAGUCUGCGACCAUCGUCAUGUUGACGAACCUGAAAGAAAGAAAAGAGGAGAAGUGCUAUCAGUACUGGCCGGACCAGGGCUGCUGGACCUACGGAAACAUCCGCGUGUGCGUGGAGGACUGCGUGGUGCUGGUGGACUACACCGUCCGGAAGUUCUGCAUUCAGUCACUCCCCGACGGCUGCAAAGCCCCUCGGCUCGUCUGCCAGCUGCACUUCACCAGCUGGCCCGACUUCGGAGUGCCUUUCACCCCCAUCGGCAUGCUCAAGUUCCUGAAAAAAGUGAGGACGCUCAACCCCGCGCACGCCGGGCCCAUCGUGGUCCACUGUAGCGCGGGCGUGGGCCGGACGGGCACCUUCAUAGUGAUCGACGCCAUGAUGGACAUGAUGCACACCGAGCAGAAGGUGGAUGUCUUUGAGUUCGUGUCCAGAAUCCGCAACCAGCGCCCGCAGAUGGUUCAGACCGAUAUGCAGUACACGUUCAUUUACCAAGCCUUACUGGAGUACUACCUCUACGGGGACACCGAGCUGGACGUGUCCUCCCUGGAGAAGCACCUGCAGACGCUGCACGGCACUGCCACCCACUUUGACAAGAUCGGGCUGGAGGAGGAGUUCAGGAAACUGACAAAUGUCCGGAUCAUGAAGGAGAACAUGAGGACAGGCAACCUGCCGGCCAACAUGAAGAAGGCCAGAGUCAUCCAGAUCAUCCCGUAUGACUUCAACCGCGUGAUCCUUUCCAUGAAAAGGGGCCAGGAGUACACGGAUUACAUCAACGCGUCCUUUAUAGACGGCUACCGGCAGAAGGACUACUUCAUCGCCACCCAGGGGCCCCUGGCGCACACGGUGGAGGACUUCUGGAGGAUGGUCUGGGAGUGGAAGUGCCACACGAUCGUGAUGCUGACGGAGGUCCAGGAGAGAGAGCAGGAUAAAUGCUACCAGUAUUGGCCAACAGAGGGCUCAGUGACUCAUGGAGAAAUAACGAUCCAAAUAAAGAGCGAUACCCUGUCUGAAGCCAUCAGUGUACGAGACUUCCUGGUCACCUUCAAUCAGCCCCUGGCCCGCCAGGAGGAGCAGACCCGGAUGGUGCGACAGUUUCACUUCCACGGCUGGCCGGAGAUCGGGAUCCCCGCCGAGGGCAAGGGCAUGAUCGACCUCAUCGCCGCUGUGCAGAAGCAGCAGCAACAGACGGGCAACCACCCCAUCACCGUGCACUGCAGCGCCGGGGCCGGGAGAACAGGGACGUUCAUCGCGCUCAGCAACAUUCUGGAACGAGUCAAAGCUGAGGGGCUUUUAGACGUAUUCCAAGCUGUGAAGAGUUUACGACUUCAGAGGCCACAUAUGGUGCAAACCCUGGAACAGUAUGAAUUCUGCUACAAAGUGGUACAAGAUUUUAUUGAUAUAUUUUCUGAUUAUGCUAAUUUCAAAUGAAAACUCCUGCCUUAAAAUAUUUUUAAUUUAAUGGUCAGUAUAUUUUGUAAAAAUCAUGUUAAUUUAUUUCAUAGUUGGCAUUAAUAUCCUUCCUAAUUUCUUUGUAUAUAUUUUGUUAUGCUUUAAAGGCCAUUUGCAGUUAUUAAAUCUCAAAUACCCCUUUUAAAAACUGGAAUAAUGUAUAAGUUCAAAUAAUAUCCCAUAAAAUAUAUAUUUCUGCUAAUCAGUAAAAAUAUUUUAAUUUUUCAUUAGAUUCAUAUUGUAUAAUUUCACACAUUCAGCACCUCUAACUGUUAGAAGUCUUAACAUGCCAAGUGUGUUUAUUUACACAAUAUACCAACCACAGCGUCGUUAAGAAACAGUCGAGGACUCAGAAAUCAGUGGCAGGUGGGCUUCCCUGACACUGACUUCACAGCCCCGAGCAGCAGCAGGUUUUUGAAGGCAAACCUUUGGUGAAGAUGCAGUGUAAUAGGGGAUGUUGCAGUCCUUAAUCUCGACCCGUGUGGUUUAUCUUUGCAUUUAAAGAUCAAAGGAGACUUUACAACCUGAGUCCAGGUCUAAAACACACUAGAGUAGUUGGUGACUAUUAUUAAUACUUAGAAAUGCAUUUAUUCAAGGCUGUGGCGUGCCGUCUUGGCUGGAUGGGUGAGCUGGGAAGGCUGGAGGGCUGAUGUGCCCACAGCUGUGGGUCCAGCAAAACCAGCCCUCAGAGUUUCUCUCCCACGAUGCUUCGUGCUGUCCGUCUGUCUGGGUGUUUGACUCAGAUGGUUCUCUGAGACUCGCGUGACAGAAAAACCACUUCCCAUUCCAAAAGGUCAGGUAGAGCCGGACAUCUCACGCUCACGGAAGCAAAGAGCGCCCGCCUGGUAGAAACAGAACAGCCACAGGCAAUUUUGCGUUAAACUUCUUGAGAAGCAUUUUGGUAUUUGAAGGUCUCUUGUAAAAACCAAGACUGUAAGAAAAGAAAUCUUGAAAUCUAGAUUUAUACAGUUUUUAAGUCCCACUCCUCAAUAUUUAAUAAAAGAAGAAGAGAAAUCCUUAAUCUGAAGGCUAACUUAUUUUUGAAUGGUUACUACUGAGACCUCUGGCACUGGAUACUAAUGAUCCCAGAGCCAGAUGGGAUUGGCUUUUGGGACCAAAAAAAAGGGGAAAGGAUGCAUGUAGAAAGGUUUAAUCUAACAGCGAUCAGUCUGAGACAUUCAGGUGCCUAGAUGAGCACAAUACCAAAAAGACAUCUGGUCUACCUUUCUGAACACAUUGGACAUGCGCAUUUGGGGGUACUUUUUUUGCUUUUUAAAAGAAAUACGAGUCUAAAGGCCUUACUUGCCAUUUCCACUGGUAACUGAUUGCACCUUCCUAUCGCCCUGUUUAUCCCGUGUUCGUUUCUAGUGUUCAUUUCAUCCCAGGGUCGGUUAAGUCCCAAUAGCAGGCCCAAGGCAUCAAGCUUCCACCACACCUCCGAGCCCCGCCCACUGGCCGGAGGAGGCGCCCAGCUGACGGACAAAAGCACAACUUGCGAGCGCUGCCAUCACCACCAGCUGCUGCCCUGGGCCACACACAGCUGGAGGUGCCCAUCUCCCUUCUGGGCACACGAGCAUGCAUUUGGGCCGGGGAGGAAAACGGAGAGUGCUUUGCAAGACCCGCCAGGUGGUCCAUUUGUUGUCAUUGUUAAAAUCCCAAGCCUGAAGCCCUUCUUUGACUACAGGGGAAGAGAAAAGACUGAGUGAGCACCGAAGCCUAGAAACAGAGCCGCUGUUUGGGGUGAAGGCAACAUGGGGUCCAGAGUCAGGGCCGAGGUGCAUGUCUUUGGGUCAGAUUUAGGAACCUUUCGCCAGAAUCCUGCAGGCCCCUUAAUGGUCUAAGUGGCAUCUCUCAUCUUGAGAUUAAGGCAGACCUCCUGGUGGUGCCGUCAGGAAAGCGCCCAUGUGUGUUCCUCUGCUCCCUUGGCCCACCCCCGUGUCCACUGCACUUCGGCCCUCCUGGUUCGGAAAACAUAGCAGAAGCCACGGUCCCUUGGGUUCAGGACCCCCUCUGCACUCAGGGCAGCACCUGCCUGAACAGGAGGCCCAGUAAGAGCAGCCUUCUGGCCUCUGACACCGCCUCCCAGUCCAACAGUCUUGGUGGGCACUCUGGGACUCGGUGUCCUGUCUGUCUGGCCCAGAAAGUUCUCUCUUCUCUCCCUUUGGUCAAAGAAGGUCCGUGUACAUAACGAAACGGCGCCAUGCUGGCGAAGCCGUCUCUCUCUGCUGCCUGCCUUUGCAUUCAGACGCCAAAUAGGGGUUAGGAGGCCACCAUUCUGACCUCCAUGCUUUACCAGUCACUGUGUGACUCGCUGUGCGGUUUUUCUCCACGUGCUAUACGAGUGAAGAAUGCACACCAGUGUUUUAAAAGGUAUUUUUAUGUGUUUUUAAAAACUUUUUAAAAUGAGCCUGACACCUCUGUUUCAGCGUUCGGAGACAUGCCCAUGUUAUUUUUAAAAAUGUAUGUGUAACUGAGACUUCAGUUUUGCUUACCUGAGUUGUGUUUAAUUUAUGUGCAAUCUUUAUAAUAUAUGUAUGUACUUCAGUUUCAACUACCAUUUUUUUUCUUUUAUUACAUUUAUAAUUUGAUCUUGCUCUGACUGUAAUGCCAGUGGAUGUCGCUGAAAUCUUUGUAUAUGCAAAUUGCAAGAUCCAAAACAUUCAGAUACAAGGAUAAAUCUUUACUUUGACUCUCAGCCUGCGUCUCGUUCUUCACUGCAGUCUCCUCUUCCCAUCCUUGUGCCUUAAAUCCCUUUAGACAAGACAUUCGUUAGGAGGUAAGCGCUGACUUAUUAUAAGAUGAUUUUACGGCUUCUAAAAUUUAGCUCGGACACGGCAUAAAGCAGCCCCCCUGGCAAGAGUGAGCGCGGUGGCCGGUGGGUGAGCCCAGUUCUCAUCGUGCGUGAAGCAUGGAGUCAAAUAACUCGCCCUGCAGGGGGCGCACGUUCCCCCUGGAAUCCGAACAGGGCUCUGCGCGCUGAGCGCUGGUUUCUCAGAAUCUCAGAAGGGAGGAUGGCAGCGAGCUCCAAGCCCACGGCCAGGUGGAAUCAGGAAAUCCUUCUAAUGUUGCUUCUCCUCUUAAGUAGUAACUCCUGUGAGGCCCCCCACGCUUGACACGUCUUGUGUCGCUGGUGGUCCCAGCUCUCUCUCCGCCCUCCCCUGACCCACACACCAGCUUCCUCUUUCCCAUACUCUGGGAUUUAAACAGAUGCUUUUUACUAUUUGUUGUAUUUAUUUAAUAAAUAAAUUUUAUAAGCCUU
This is a messenger RNA of Camelus dromedarius (Arabian camel), 5492 nucleotides long. It is a transcript of the gene PTPRE, whose product is annotated as protein tyrosine phosphatase receptor type E. Bases 47 to 2212 code for a protein of 721 amino acids. Gene Ontology annotation, molecular function: protein tyrosine phosphatase activity. Gene Ontology annotation, biological process: protein dephosphorylation. NCBI's taxonomy places the organism in Eukaryota, Metazoa, Chordata, Mammalia, Artiodactyla, Camelidae. The record is from RefSeq and is a predicted model, not a curated record. The transcript has 20 exons.